Messenger RNA from Diachasma alloeum, 2281 nucleotides. Its product is annotated as myosin heavy chain, clone 203. Lineage: Eukaryota; Metazoa; Arthropoda; Insecta; Hymenoptera; Braconidae. The record is from RefSeq and is a predicted model, not a curated record.
UCUCAGUGGAACAAUCUCGCCAGUCCUACAGUAUAUAAACAUUAUGGCCCAGUAGGACAAAUGGCCAAGUACAUUCUCCUCGAUUAUUGGCCUCACAUCAAGAAUAGAAAAACAUUUCAUCGGCUUCAAGCCACCACCAAAAUUAAUCCGAAAUUAUCGCUAAAAUAUCUCACAAUUAGUUAUUUUCUGCUUCUUCAAAGAAUAAUCUUGAGAUGGAUAUAAGUGGUAUUAUUCACCCCCAAUCCUCAUCAUCCCCAUUGUCACCUGGAGAUGAUGAACCACCGCGAAAACGGCAAAAACUCGACAUAUUGAGUCCCUCGAGUCUCAAUAAUUCAAACAUCGAUUCUGUACUCAAUACUGAGACCGAAUACGAACAUCUGAAGACAAAAUUCAUGACCCUCCGAGUAAGAUUAUCAAAGUCUGAAGCGACCAUAACACAACUCCACAGGAUACGAAGUGAAAUCGAGGACCUUCUCGAAAAAGAGAAAACAAUGCAGCAGUGGCAGGCGAAAGUGGAGACAGAGAUGAUAGACCAACUGCAGGUGGCUCUGAAUGAAGCAAUGAGAAAAACUGAUGAAGCACUCGAAGCCAAAAGGUCCGCAGAAGCCAAAUUCUCCGAAAUAAAGACAAGAAUGGAGGAAGAGAUGUCAGCAUUGUUGAUCGAAAAUACCAGACUGAAAAAUGAAAUUCCUUCCAACUCGGAAGUAUCUGCAAAGUCCCAGGAGGAUACAGAGUCUCUGGAGAAACUGAAGAUUGCCGAGAAACGGAUUCUCGAGUUGGAAGAAAAGCUCGAAGACAACAUGAUAUCUCAGAUGGAAUUUUACCUUCUCAAUGUUGAGCUGAAACAAGCCACGGAUCAGAGGUUGAAGUCAGAAGAAACUGCGGGUCUUGAGAAGAAACAACUGCUUACACGUGUGCAGGAGCUGGGAGACGAGUUACAAUCCUCCAAAAACAUUAUUUCAACUCUUGUAGAAGAAAUUGAAUUGCUGAAGCAGAAACAACUGGAGAUUCCAGUGGGAGUUGAAGAGCAAGUGGCUAUGCAGCAGGAGAAUGAGGAAUUAUAUUCGAAGAGUCCUGAAUAUGACUCCGAAAGGAGUGGAAAUCAAUCUCCCACUGGUACAAACGUUAUGUCUCCUCAAGAGACAUAUGUCUAUGCUAUACAGGAACCGCAACAAUUGACGUAUGCCUUUGUCUUCGCGGCUGAUACACUGACGAGUAUCUACGAGUUGGAGCAGAACAGUGAAGAGCUCGAGGACACACGAGAGGACGUAAACAAAUGGGGAUCUAACCUCGAGUCGACACACAAUGAGUCUACUUGUUCAUAUGAUGAUUUGUGCAAUAUUCUAGGUAGAGAUUACCCAUCAACGGGUAGUGAACGUGGAGAAGUUGAAGAUCAUGAGGAGAUUGUAGGCCAAGAAGCAGCAACGAAGAGUCUUGAGAUGAUGGUAGGGGAUCAUUCCAUUCGGAUGAGAAAUCCUUCGGAGUUGAUCGGAUGAACAAGUUCACGGAUGAUGGAGAGGAGUGAGAUCAAUAGAAUAAACAUUGAAGAUCGUGUGUGCGUUACAUAUUAUUGUGGAUACUUCCAGUGAGCCACGUGCUCUCCUGAUGAUUGUCCAUGUUCCCUUGGACGGAGGGACGGUAUCACACAACAUAAUGAGAGAGCUCGUCCUUAUUUGUUUUAGUACGAAUAGUUGAAGUUGAUAGAUUCACGAAUAGCUGGGGUUGGUGAACUUAUCAAUGAUUGGAAUCGCUAGAUUAAUCGAUAGUAGGAGUCGGCAUAUUUAUCAGCUAUUGGGAAAUGGCGGUAGGAGACAGUUAAGGAUUCAUUUCUUUCAUGUCAGCCAUUUAGCAGCUGCGCUUGUGGUAAAAGUCUUUGAGAAUCAUUUUCGAUGGGUUAUUUCAAACUUAAACUCCUGAGAACUUGGAAAUGUUCCGUUCGAUACAGAUUUUCGUUUUUUUAUUUAUAAUGGGGAUGAAAUUCUAUUCGUAGUUUUCAAUUAUACUUCCAUAUGUGCGAAUGCUGCGAUUAUGGAGUGAUGAUUAUAGGAUUAUUCAUUUCGAUAAGCACCGAAUAUCGAAUUUCUACUGUCUCAAUGAAUAGAUCAACUUGAUGUGAGUUAUAGUGGGCGAGUUGGAUGUUCAUUGCAGAUAAACUUUCUAGUAAUGCAACGGAAUUCUUUGAUCGUUCAAUAAAUGGUGUUAUGCUUACCUGUGUUACUUGAACUUCAUGGGAUAAUAAUAAAAAUAGAUUGUUUUUUUCAAUUUUGUAUUGUCAGUUUUA